AUGUCGCUGGCGAGGCGGACGCAACAGCCGCUCUUGGCGCUGCCGCCCAGAGCCGUUUUCUCUCGCGGUCUCGGUCCCGGCUUCGCUCCGCCUUUCCAGUCGAGGAGGCGAAGCUGCGCUCGCAGGGAUCCGUCCACCUCUUGGUUGUCUCCUUCCGUUGCUUUGCCUCCUCUCCGUAACUCUCUCCUGUCUGCCUCCGCGCACCAUGCGUCUCUGCCGACGUCGUUUCCCGCCUUCCACGACCCGCGCAAGGCUCACUUUUCAACUGUCCAGACACACGAGGAGACACACGAGACCUCGACGGCCCCCCGCAUUUUGUCUUCGUCGUCCUCAGAUAUCGUCGAAAACUUGGCAGCAGAAUGCUUUCUCGUCGAUGUCUUUGGGCGAGGCCAUGGCCUUCCAGCCUCGGCUGGGGAAGGCGCCGAACGGGCGAAGGCGGAGAACGCCGAGAGUGCAGCUAAACAGAGAACCGAACGGAGAGACUUGCGAGCGCCUCUUCUGUUCCUCUGGAGAAACGACAAAACCAUCGUUAUUGGCCGCCACCAAAAUGCGUGGAGCGAAUGUAACAUUCAAAAAAUGGACGAGAGUGGGGUCAAACUCGCCAGGCGCUACACAGGAGGCGGCGCUGUCUACCAGGAUCUUGGAAACACGUGCUUCACGUUCUUGGACCCUGUCGCGACGCACAACAAGGAAAGGAACAACAAAAUCAUUCUUCGCGCACUGGAGAAGGCCUUUGGAAUCAAAUGCAGUGCCAGCGGCAGAAACGAUCUCGUUGCCUCAGACGGCCGGAAGUUUUCAGGCGCGGCGUAUUCGAAACUUCCCCACGGAUGGCUUCACCACGGUACUGUGAUGCGCGAAGUGGACUGUGAGGCCUUGGGGCGGUAUCUGACGCCGAGCAAGGAGAAACUGGCAAGCAAAAGCAUCAAGAGCGUUACGUCUCGCGUGGUCAAUUUGAAGACUCUGCAUGCAGGGAUUACACACGACAACCUGUGCGAUGCCAUCACUGACUCUUUUCUGGAGGAGUACGGAUCGUCAGCCGACCGCAAUGUCGUGCGAGGAAUGGACUCCGUCGAGAAUCUCCAGCUUGAAGGCACCGAGUACCGCAUGCGCGAACACCCUGUCUUCCAAAACCACUUUAGGACGCUCUCCAACUGGGAGUGGCGGUAUGGGCACAGCCCCGCCUUUGAGCGCUCGCUCUCGCAUCGCUUUCCAUGGGGAUCUUUUGACGUCCACGUCAAUGUCGCCCAAGGCUACGUCACCGACGCGAAGAUCUACUCGGAUUGUCUCUUCCCUGACCUCGUCGACGCCUUCACUGAGGCGGUUCGUGGAUGCCGCUUCACUGAAUUGGAAUUAAGGCGCGCGAUUCUCGAUAUCACACUGGAGAAGACCUCGCCAGAGCUCGACUGUUUCCUGCGCGACUUCGCCGACUGGCUGUCGACGGCCAGUCAGGAAUGA
This is a messenger RNA of Neospora caninum, 1455 nucleotides long. Its product is annotated as putative lipoate-protein ligase a. Gene Ontology annotation, biological process: protein lipoylation. The coding region runs from base 1 to 1455 and encodes 484 amino acids. Lineage: Eukaryota; Apicomplexa; Conoidasida; Eucoccidiorida; Sarcocystidae. Gene Ontology annotation, molecular function: lipoyltransferase activity. The transcript is spliced from 8 exons. Gene Ontology annotation, cellular component: cytoplasm. The record is from RefSeq and is a predicted model, not a curated record.